AUGGAUAUCGUUUUUUAUUCUAGGAUGCAAAACUCAGCAAACACCUAUCUUCUGUUUCUUGCCUGCAGCGAUUUUCUAGUCAUACUCACGGGUCUCUUCAUAUUCUGGAUAGGUGAGAAGAACUUCCCAAACUUGUAUAAGAAUAAGAAAAGAAAGAACUGGUCUGCUGGAAACUGCAAGCCAAGGAUUAUUGUACCAUACGACGAGCAAAGCAAAUAUGUUCGACGAUCGUGGUAG
Messenger RNA from Strongylus vulgaris, 237 nucleotides. NCBI's taxonomy places the organism in Eukaryota, Metazoa, Nematoda, Chromadorea, Rhabditida, Strongylidae. The record is from the annotation of a GenBank genome assembly.